CUGCGAGUCAUGGUCUGGGUUUUUGUUUUUUUUUUUUGGCUCCAUGACAACAGAAACUAAUAUGCAAAUUCCUGCUUUGACUGGGAGCCAGAAUGAAAAAGUUUUUCUGCCGUCGGGCUUUUUGGCUCCAUCUCACACUCGAACCGCUGUUUGUCUAAAAGAAUCUGCUGCUUCUGCGCCAGGAAUUUCAGCUACCUCUGCUCUUUAUUAUGGGAUGUCUCCACAGGAACGCCCAGUGAUUUAUGGAGCUUGUAUCUGCUGAAGAGGAGGAGGAAGGGGAGGAGUGAGAAAGUGAAACUGGAGUUUAAAGCUGUCAGAUUUCGUAAAGCUGCAGCCAGAAGGAGGCGAAGGAUUUCUGGGGAGGAAGACUGGAGCUUCUUCUAACCUUCUGCCCACAUGUUGGAGUUCUGACCUCCCCUUGUUCCUCUGGAUCCUGCAGGAUUAUCGGUGGAGGGUCUGCAGCAGCUGGUCUGAGGUCCGUUGGGAUGUUGCAGCGGGAAGAUGCCACGCAGAUGAUGCCAUGCCGACAGACUGUCCAGCUCUGCUCGUCUUUCUGGGCUUCUUCUGUCUGCUCGCCGUGACGCAGCAGGACGUGGACAAACGCUGCACCAAAGGCGUCCUGUGGCAGGUCGAGGCCCUGCAGAGGAAAGCUGACACACAGAUCAGCUGCCGACUUUACACUCCGACCAGCCGAGACUUCGAGCAGAUUUGUCCCGGUGCUGCUCUCAGGUGUUUUGCAGAAGAACUUCAGGUCCUCGCUGAGGAGUGGGAACUGAACCCGAACCUGAACCGGAACCGCAAAGCCCGAUCCAAGUUCAACCUCCGCAUCCAGAAACUGGCCUCGUACUUCGACCAGAAAUUCAAUAAAUGGCAGAAGUUUGGUGCUUCUUGGUGCAAGAAGCCAUAAAACCAGAAAGUCUGAGAGGCAAACCAAAGCUACGGGAUCAAUAGAAGAUGAAUGCAGCAUGGCUCAGAAACGGUGAACAGAGGAGCAAAUUGUUGGAGAUACGUCCAGCAUGAUAAAAAUUCUUUCUGCAGCUGAUGAACAGAGACUCAAAACUGGACUAAAAAAUGUCCGAAAUGAUAAAAAUCUUGUCCAUAUUGACUCAAAAACUGUCAUUUUGAACACAUUUUAAAUUAUUUCAAAUACAUUUCAAGCUAUUUUGGACAGUUUUCCGGUCAUCUGAGACCAUUUUUGAGUAAUUUUAGACUACUUUUAUGUUAUUUUGGUCACAUUUCAAAUAAUUUUAUACAAUUUUAGCCUGAGACUAAAAUCCGACCUACUGGAUAAAAAAAAUAAAUGCAGCAUGGCUCAGAAACCGUGACCAGAGCAGCAAGUUGUUGAAGAUACAUUCAGCAUGGUGGAGCAUCUUUCUACAGGUGAUGAGCAGACAUCCAUCCAUCCAUCCAUCCAUCCAUCCAUCCAUCCAUCCAUCCAUUAUCUAUACACCGCUUAAUCCUCACUAGGGUCGUGGGGGGGGGCUGGAGUCUAUCCCAGCUGAUUUAGGGUGAAGGCAGGGGACACCCUAGACAGGUCACCAGUCUGUCACAGGGCUACAUAUAUAGACAAACAAUCACUCUCACAUUCACACCUACGGGCAAUUUAGAAUGAUCAGUUAACCUCAGCAUAUUUUUGGACUGUGGGAGGAAGCCGGAGUACCCGGAGAGAACCCACGCAUGCACAGGGAGAACAUGCAAACUCCAUGCAGAAAGAUCCCGGGAAAGCCGGGACGCGAACCAGGGACCUUCUAGCUGCAAGGUGAAAGUGCUAACCACUACACCACUGUGCAGCCCAUGAGCAGACAUAUAAAACUGGAAUAAAACGCUCUAAAAUGAAUCAAAUUGUCCAUAAUGACUCAAAAAUGCUCAUAUUUAACAAUUCUUUGAGUCAUUUUGAACUAGUCUGGACAGAUUUCAAGUUAAUUUUGACCAUUUUUGAGUCAUCUUUGGACAAUUUGUUACUUUGCACAUGUUUAAAGUUAUUUUAGACAAAUAUUGAGUCAUUUUGAACAAGUUUAAAGUUAUUUUGGUCAGUUUUUGAGUUAUUUUGGACAAUUCUGUGCCACUUUGGACACAUUUCAAGUUAUUUUAGAUGAGGUUCAACUCAUUUUGGACAAUUUUAGACUAAGAUGACCAGUAUGUAAGGACAAUACAGCCUACAGAAUGAAUAAAAUAAAUGUAGCAUGGCUCAGAAACGGUGAACAGAGCAGCAAGACACGUCCAGCAUUUUGAAACAUCUUUCUAUUGUCGAUUCUGUUGCCAUUUUAAACUAAAUUUUUAGUCAUUUUGAACUAAUUUCAAGUAAUUAUGGAGAGUGUUCAGGUUGUUUUGGACAAUUGUUAAGUAGGUUUGGACUAAAUUUUGAGUAACUUUUGACAUUUUUUUGUUAUUUUGAACAAAAUUUCAGUCAAUUUUGGACAAUUAUAUAUUGUUUUGGACCGGUUUUAGAUUAUUUUAGACACGUAAGUAAUUUUGGACAGUUUUUUAGGUAGUUUGGAUGAUUCAUCAGUAGGUUUAGAUAGGUUUUGAGUCAUCUGUGAUAUUUUUUGUUACUUUGAAUGAAAUUUGAGUUGAUUUGGACAAUUUUAUAUUACUUUGGACAAAUUUAAAGUUAUUUUAGACAAGCUUUUUGUUAUUUGGACAGUUUUGAAGUUAUUUUGGACAAUUAGAUUGACAGUAAAGAGUAGCAUGGCUCAGAAACAGUGAACAGAGGAGCAAUUGUUGGAGAUACAUUCAGCAUGGUGAAACAUCUUUCUACAGAUGAUGAGCGGAGACCCAAAACUGCAACAAAACCUGUGUAAAAUUACCCAAACGUUGUCACAUUGAUCUUAAGUUUAGUCAUUCUAACAAAUUGAAUGUAAUUUUAGACAGUUUAUGAGUUAUUUUAGACAAUUCUUGAGUCAGUUUGGAUAAUUUUAUGUUACUUUUGACACGUUUAAAGUUAUUUUAGACAGGUUUUGAGUCAUUUAGUACUUUUGGGCCAUUUUUAAAUAAUUUUGGACAGUUUUUGAGACAGUUUAGACAUUUAUUUUGUUACUUUGGACUAGUAUUGAGUCACUUUGGACAACUCUGUGUUACCUUAAACAAGCUUCACGCUAUUCUAGACGUGCCAAAAGUUCGACAGUCUUGUUGGUUUCCUCUUGUUUUUUGUUUUAGCAACAGCACAAGUUAAAAAGGCACUUUGUGAUAUUUUCCAGCAUAUUUUAACUUAAAAGAAGCUUCUUUGCUGGUUGUUCUCUGUACAUGUAUUAAAGUAUCGCCUGAACAUCACAUUGUUAGAGGACCCAGCAUCGAGCCCUGAGGGGCGCUGGUAAUAGUCAGGUUCAGUGUUUUGAAUGUGUCGAUUCCUCUCAUAUUAUUCUAUUUCUGCCUUUUUUUCC
Messenger RNA from Amphiprion ocellaris (clown anemonefish), 3380 nucleotides. RefSeq names its product interleukin 15, like (gene il15l). The transcript is spliced from 4 exons. Lineage: Eukaryota; Metazoa; Chordata; Actinopteri; Pomacentridae. Bases 521 to 907 code for a protein of 128 amino acids. The record is from RefSeq and is a predicted model, not a curated record. Gene Ontology annotation, cellular component: extracellular region. Gene Ontology annotation, biological process: immune response; positive regulation of immune response; neutrophil activation. Gene Ontology annotation, molecular function: cytokine activity; cytokine receptor binding.